Molecule: messenger RNA, 1110 nt
Organism: Lachancea sp. 'fantastica'
Lineage: Eukaryota; Fungi; Ascomycota; Saccharomycetes; Saccharomycetales; Saccharomycetaceae
Source: the annotation of a GenBank genome assembly
AUGUUCUUUAAAUUACAGGUAUAUUUUCCAAGAUUGAAAAAUUUCAGAAUACCUGUCAAAAAAGUCAUCUCAUCGAAUCACACUUUUAUUUCGAGAAACCAUCAUAUGUCUGAGUUCAAGAGAGCCAAGUUGAACAUGGCUAAGCAAAUCUGUACUCAUUCUGGCUCCUUCCAUGCUGAUGAAGCACUAGCAGUAUACAUGCUGAGAAUUCUGCCCGAAUUCAAAGAUGCUAAAGUUGUAAGAUCAAGAGACCCUUCGAUGUGGGAACAAAGCGAUAUAGUAGUUGAUGUGAGCGGCAAGUACGACGCAACAAAGGGUCUAUUCGAUCACCACCAGCGUGAAUUCGACGAAACCUUCAGCGAAGACUACAAAACUAAGCUAUCCAGUGCGGGAUUGGUUUACAAGCAUUUUGGCCAAGACAUCAUCAAGACCUUGCAACCUCAACUGACGGAGUCGCAGGUGGAAUUCUUGUACCAGAAGGUGUACCGGGACUUCAUUGAGUCCCUGGACGCCAACGACAACGGAAUCAGUAACUUCGACAGCGAAGAGCUCGGAGUGAAACCUAAAUUUCACGACAAAAACAUCACAAUCCCCGGCAUUGUGUCGGGCAUGAACCCACGCUGGAACGAGGAUAACAGCGAUGCUGUGUUCGAUGCGUGCUUUUUCAAGGCUUCGGAUUUCAUCGGCGGCGUGUUCAGCAACCUUGUCAAGGGCUAUGGCGAGUCCUGGAUUCCAGCCAAAACUUUGGUGGAAGAGGCCAUUGAUACCAGAUUUGACGUGGAUCCCUCGGGAAAGAUCAUUGUGCUGAAACAGUUCUGUCCGUGGAAGGAGCAUUUGUAUACGAUCGAAAAAGAGCGUGACAUCCAGAACCAGAUUCUGUUUGUCUUGUUUGCGGAUUCUUCUGGAAAAUGGAGAGUUUCCACUGUCUCGCUAUCUGCCACAUCAUUCAAGUUUAGAAAGGGUUUACCCGAGCCAUUGAGAGGCCUGAGAGACCAGGAAUUGAGUGACAAGACUGGCUUGCCAGGUUGCAUUUUCAUCCACGCCGCAGGAUUCAUUGGCGGUGCCUCGUCGAAAGAAACUGUUUUAAAGCUUGCCCAAAUGAGUCUCUGA